Messenger RNA from Dermacentor andersoni, 621 nucleotides. RefSeq lists its product as uncharacterized. The record is from RefSeq and is a predicted model, not a curated record. NCBI's taxonomy places the organism in Eukaryota, Metazoa, Arthropoda, Arachnida, Ixodida, Ixodidae.
AUGAUGAUAGCUUUGACCCCUUGCAGACAACACCGGCCGCCUCAACACAUUUCGCCUUGCCUUCGUCCUUUCGCCUUUCAUAGCGUGUUUCAUCGCUUCAUGUCAAGCACACUGCAGUAGAAACGCAUACAGGCAAAGCACUACCUGCCCAAGUGGCCUGAAAAUUAAAGGAAGUUCUAACUGCCAGAAUAUGGUCGUCAAGGGUGUUCUGAAAUUGAGCAUACUCGGCGGGGCGGUCUACGCGUCGCAAAAAGCCGGUGUAUGGGGCGACAGUACGCAGACUACCGAAAACAUCAAAGCGUACAUCAACGACAACCCCACCUUGAAGUAUUACUGCACUUUGGCACCAAGCAGGAAAGAACUUGGCAUGAAGGCUGUGGACUGCUGGAACGAUAGUGUCAAGGCCACAUUCAAGCACCUCUUGAACACACCAGAAUAUUCAAAGCAAGCUGCUUCCUGGUGUGUCAAUGCUGUGUCUGGGCUGAUGGAGGAGCCAAAGACGCCACCUGUUGACACCAAGAAGCCAUCGCAAUAAUUUUCCAGAGCUUAGGUGCUUGACUGCAGUAAAUUGGUUGCAACUUGUGCAAAUAAAACUCUAGGGCCGUUCAGUUUCUUCUAGUC